This is a messenger RNA of Helianthus annuus (common sunflower), 2915 nucleotides long. RefSeq lists its product as uncharacterized. Lineage: Eukaryota; Viridiplantae; Streptophyta; Magnoliopsida; Asterales; Asteraceae. The transcript has 8 exons. The record is from RefSeq and is a predicted model, not a curated record. Gene Ontology annotation, cellular component: nuclear pore. Bases 607 to 2733 code for a protein of 708 amino acids.
UGCCGAUCGCAAUACCCUCUGGUCUUCCAUUUCCCAUCUUUCACCAUCACUUUAUUCAGAAACAGCAGUUUUAGAGAGAGAAAACUCAGCUUGCAUAUCUAUAGCUUAGAGCGAGAGAUUGUGUGUGUGUGAAAGAGAGAGGUUUUAGAGAGAGAAAACAUCGGUCUCUGUGUACACCUGUAUCUAUAGAGCGAGAAAGAGACAACAAUAUACAUACACACUUGUAUCUAUAACCUAGACCGAGUGUGUGUGAGAGAAGAUUCAGAGUAAAGAGUGUGAAAGCAUCGAUCUCUGUGUAUAUGUGUGUGAGAGAGACUACAAUAUACAAUUAUACAUACACACACCUGUAUCUAUAGUUUAGAGCGAGAGUGUGUGUGAGAGAGAGAGAGAGUGUGUGUGGAAUUUAAAGCUGUAAUCUAAAAGUUUUCUUUAGUUCAACGAGCUUCCAAUCCCGAAGAUUCUGUAGUGCUUCAAUGGCGGACAAUAAGGCCAGCUUUGUAUAGAUAUUUCCAACCUUCUUCUGCAUCAUUCUCAAAAGCUUCAAGCUCAACAAAAAGCGAAAUCUUUAUAAAAACAACUUUCGUUGAAAAGGGGGAUAGAGCAAGUAUGAAGCAAACAGACAAAAAAAGAACUCCAACGAAUAACCAAACCAAACGCUCUGUACGAUCGCAAACCCGAGAUAAUAAGCAACUACAAGAAAAAGGAAGCCAACCACCUAAAUCAAAAAAUACCGAUAAAAAACCCGCAUCUGAUGAAUCAUCUCAAAACGUCAAAACUCUCGAAACAAAUCAAGAAAGCAUAGACCAAAUUCAUAAAGGGAACACUAAUUUAGACGAAGUAUCAGACUCUGAGACGGUGACCGAUUCCGUAUCAUCCAGCGGGGAUUCACGGGCCGCAGAGGACGAAAAGCUAGAAUCUGGUCAAGCGGUUUCACAAAAUCCGACAAUAAAAGAUAGUUCGGAAAAUUCGUCACAUAAACAAAGAGUGAAAUCUAAUAAGGAACCUUCAGGUAAUAAUAUAUCCCAGAAGACGACAAUAUCUGAUAACAACUCAAAGGAUGUGAAAGUUCAUCCGAAACUCCCAUCAGCAUCGUCAUCGGUGUCUUCUGAAGGAAUAGACGACCAUAAUGACCAAACUACCCCCGAGCUGAAGGAAGUGGAUAUCUUGGAUGAUGAUGGAACAACGAAAGAAGAUUUGGAUCAAAAGAUCGAAGAAAUGGAAAUGAGAAUUGAGAAACUCGAAGAGGAGCUAAGAGAAGUAGCUGCUCUUGAAAUUUCACUCUAUUCGGUUGUUCCAGAACACGGUAGCUCGGCCCAUAAGGUGCAUACCCCUGCCAGACGCCUUUCUAGACUUUAUAUUCAUGCAGCCAAACACUACUCUCAAGGGAAACGCGCUACCAUUGCUAAGAACACUGCAUCAGGGUUGGUUUUGAUUGCAAAGUCUUGUGGCAACGAUGUUCCGAGGUUGACUUUCUGGUGGUCAAACACUAUUGUAUUGAGGGAGACAAUAACCGAAGCAUUUGGCAGUUCAUGUCAAUCAAGUUCAUCAACAAGAGCACUCGAUGCACAUGGAUUAAGUAAACAAUUUAAUAAUAAACCUGAUUUUAUUGAGUUCAUUGAUGACUGGGAAGAAACAAGAAGCUUCACAUCUGCACUUGAGAAAGUUGAAUCAUGGAUCUUUUCACGAAUUGUUGAGUCUAUAUGGUGGCAGACAUUAACACCUAAAAUGCAAUGUCUAGGAGACGAUAGUUAUACAGGGAAGUUGCUGGGACCCGCCUCGGGUAACCAGCAACAAGGCAACUUUUCCAUUAAUUUAUGGAGAAUCGCAUUCCAUGAUGCUUUCAAGAGACUUUGUCCCGUUCGUGCUGGUGGUCAUGACUGCGGUUGCCUUCCUGUGUUGGCAAGAAUGGUAAUGGAGCAAUGUGUUGCUAGACUUGAUGUGGCGAUGUUCAAUGCUAUUCUUCGUGAGUCGGCACAUGAAAUGCCAACAGAUCCUGUAUCGGAUCCUAUUGUUGAGUCCAGAGUUUUGCCUAUUCCAGCUGGUGAUCUAAGCUUUGCCUCCGGGGCCCAACUCAAAAACGCGGUCGGAAAUUGGUCUAGAUGGCUUUCUGACUGGUUCGGGAUGGAGGAACAUGAACAUGAUACAUGUGAAGAUGUUUCACAAAAAGACGGAAAAAGCAGUGAACUCAAAUGUUUUCAUCUCCUAAAUGCAUUAAGUGAUCUUUUAAUGCUACCCAAAGACAUGCUUAUGGACAAAUCAGUUAGAACUGAGGUAUGCCCGUCAAUCAGCCUUCCGUUACUUAAACGAAUCCUCUGCAACUUCACGCCGGAUGAAUUUUGUCCAGAUUCAGUUCCUGGUGCGGUAUUGGAGGCAGUAAAUGCUGAGGCAAUGAUAGAGCGCAGCUUAUCGGGGGACAAUUUAAGCAGCUUCCCUUACCCAGCUGCUCCAGUCAUAUACAAACCUCCUUCCUCCAUUGAUGUUUCUCAAAAAGCAUCCGAAGCUGGUGCAAAACAAUCCCAGUUGAAUAGAAACUCAUCUGUUAUUCAAAGAAAAGGGUAUACAAGCGAUGAGGAGCUAGAACAACUCGAUUCACCGCUUGGUUAUAUCAUCGAUAAACAACCGUAUCUAUCUUUAAAUCUUGCAAGAAAUGGAAAUGGCCAACAUAUGGACCAAACCACCUGUAUCGCGGUCAACGCUAGGUAUGAACUUCUUCGUGAGGUCUGGUUAUCAUGAGUUAUGGCUUCAUUAGUAUUUCCAAAGUAAAAAAAAAGAAGCUGAAAAAAAACCAAAAGAAAUAAGUUUUAUUUUCUCGUGUAUCUUUAGAACAAUGGUGUUGUAAUCAUAUGUUAUUUAUUAUCUGAAAGCAAGCAAAUGUCAGAAAUUUUCGUACAUUUACCAUUUAUAUUUGAGUUAAA